Messenger RNA from Arachis duranensis, 3189 nucleotides. RefSeq names its product receptor-like protein EIX2. Lineage: Eukaryota; Viridiplantae; Streptophyta; Magnoliopsida; Fabales; Fabaceae. The transcript has 2 exons. Gene Ontology annotation, molecular function: protein binding. The record is from RefSeq and is a predicted model, not a curated record. The coding region runs from base 365 to 3037 and encodes 890 amino acids.
UAACAAUAUAAUAAACAUGUAAUAUUUUCAAAGAAAGAAGGUAAAUGUAGUCUUUAGAGCUAUACACUUUAAGGUGUACAAAAAAAUUGUACAAAAUACCUUUUGUUCUUUGUUUUUUAAUCUAAUAUGAAAGAUAUAAAUAUUUCUUGACUCCUAAAUUAUUGUAGCUAUCAAUUUUUUAUGAAUAAAAAUGUUUUUUGGUUUUAUGAUAAAAUUAUAAUGAGAUUGCUUAAGAUCAAUGUAUUUUAUAUUGGUGGCUGUCUUUAGUAGCUGAUUUUGGUAUACAUAUAAACUAGUCGCGUGAAUAUUAUGAUAGCCAUGGAAAUACUACAAGAAAAUAAGUGAAUUUCCUAUAUUGCCCUCAAUGCCACAUGUACUUAUAAAUUCCCACCAUCCAUUACCAAAACUCCAAAACAUAUCUUAUUGUGCAACCAAUAGUAUGGCUACUUCCUUUUCCAACCAAAUUACAAUCAUUCUUUUUUGUUUACUAUCUACAAUCAUCUUUAACUCAUCAUCACUAGUUAUGUGUAAUUCUAUGAUCAUUCAUUGUGAUAAGAAGGAUGAGAACACAUUGCUCAAGUUUAAACAUGAAGUCACAGAUCCUUCUGGAGUACUCUCAUCUUGGUCUUCUGAUGAAGAAAAAGAUUGUUGUCAGUGGAGAGGAGUUCAUUGUGAUAACAUCACACACAGAGUUAUAGAGCUUCAUCUCCCUUGUGAUACAAUCCAAUCUGAUGAAAUUCUUGAUAAAGAUAAUGCGAAACCGCACUGUCUAACAGGUGAAUUCGACAUGUCUUCUUUGUUUGAUCUUGAAUUUCUGAGUUACUUGGAUUUGAGUAACAAUGAUUUCAAGACCAUCAAAUAUGAUUUCAAUUCUAUUCAUAACAACAAGACAUGUAAUGACUCCUCCAACAUUCAUUAUCUUGAUUUAGCAUAUAACUAUCAUCUUUUCAGUGAUUAUAAUAAUAUGCUACAUCAGAUUUCUCAUCUUUUUUCCUCUUUGCAAUUUCUGGACCUCAGUGGUAUUGAUUUUUACAAGGAAACCGAUUGGCUUCAAUCACUGACCUCACUUUCUUCACUUUUAGAGUUACACUUAGAUGAUUGCAGUCUUAAAGAUAUAAAUCCAUCUCUUCAGUAUGCUAAUUUGACUUCACUUAAGGUUCUUAGUCUUGUUUCCAAUGACUUCUCAACAAUCUUACCUUCUUGGUUAUUCAAUCUUAGUCACAUCUCAUACAUUGACCUUUCAGAGAAUUACCUUCAUGGCCAAUUACCUCAAACACUACCAAAAUUUCAUCAAAGCAUUGAAUCCUUGUGUUUGUAUACCAAUGAUCUUGAUGGACCCAUUCCGGAUUGGUUAGGCCAACUUGAUCAACUGAAAGCACUUGCUCUUUCUUAUAAUAACUUUGAUGGUCAAAUCUCAACAAUUUUGGAAAACUUACCAUCCUUAUUGAUUGAAUUGCGUCUGCAUUCAAAUUUCUUGACAGGAACUGUCUCUGAAAAGAACUUUCAUUUGCUUUCCAAGUUAAAGAAUUUAGGUUUAGGCUCAGAAUACUUAGUCUUUGACUUUGAUACCAAAUGGAUCCCUUCUUUUCAACUUCAAAUCUUGGUUUUGGAAAAUGUUGGUCCCAAAUUUCCAUCAUGGAUAUAUACACAAAGUUCUCUAGAACUUCUGUUCAUUUGGAACUCAAGGGUUUCAUUUGAACCUCUUGGAAAGUUCUGGAAGUUUGCUGCUCAACUUGAAGCUUUGGCGUUAGUAAACAACUCCAUCAAUGCUGACAUCUCAAAUGUGUUGCUUGAUUCCAAAGUUGUAAUCAUGCAAUUGAAUAACUUUAGAGGCAGUGUGCCUCAAGUGUCAUCAAAAGUGACUUUUUUGGAUUUGUCUUAUAACAAUUUGUCUGACAUUUCUCCUUUCUUAUGUCAAAAGAUGAAGGGGAAAAGGAAUUUAGAGACUUUGUUCAUAUCUGAUAAUGCAUUAUCCGGAGAGAUUCCAAAUUGUUUGAUGAAUUGGACAUCAUUACUUCAAGUUGACUUGAGGAACAAUAAUUUGACUGGCAAAAUUCCUCACUCAAUUGGCUCAUUAUCUAGACUAAUUUUUUUUAGUUUGGAAAAAAAUAAGUUAUUUGGAGAGAUACCUCUGUCAUUAAAAGAUUGCAAAAAUCUUCAAUACCUUAUUCUAGGUGGAAAUGCAUUUUCUGGAACUAUACCAAGCUGGAUCAAUCAAAGAAUAAAAAUACUUCAAUUAGGAUCUAACCAAUUCAGUGGUAAUAUCCCAAUUGAAGUAUGUCAAUUUUAUUCUCUCAAGAUAUUGGAUCUUUCAAAUAAUAAAUUAUCAGGGUCAAUACCUAACUGUUUGCACAAUAUGACAAGUAUGAUUUCUCCAUAUGCUUCAAUGGAUGUGUUCAAGAUUCUUACCCGCACAAAAUAUUCCAAAAGAGGUUUCAGUUUUGUAUACUUUAGGGUAGUUACAAAAUAUAUGGUAUUAGAUUUUGUACAUUCAAUAUGCCUUGUUGAUCUUUCAAGCAACGAAUUCUUUGGAACAAUACCAUCAGGGUUAUUUAUGCUCAUUGGAUUGCAAUCUUUAAAUCUGUCUCACAAUCAAUUAAUGGGAUCGAUUUCACAACAUGUUAGUAACUUGACACUGCUGGAAUCUCUUGAUCUCUCAAACAACUUAUUGUCAGGACAAAUUCCUCAGUCCAUGUCUGGUAUGUCUUUUCUUGAAGUAUUAAAUCUCUCAUGCAACAAUUUUGAAGGCAAAAUCCCAUUGGGAACACAACUUGAGAGUUUCACAAACUUUAGCUAUGUUGGAAAUCCAAAACUUUGUGGACCUCCACUCACAAAACUUUGCCAACAAGAUGAGAAACUACCAAAUGAAAAUCAGAAGAGAGAAGAAGAUGAUGAUGAUGAUGAUAGCUAUGAAGUAUGUUCAUGGUUUUUUAUGGGGUGGGAAUUGGAUUUGCCACAAGCUUUUGGGGAGUAUUGGGUGCUAUUCUUUUCAACAGAAAAAGACAUGGUAUUUCAGAUUUUUAAAUAUAUUCUAUGACAUUCUGAUCCGCUGCUUCCAUAGUCCUUAUUGGAGUGAAUAUUGCUUUGGCUAAGCUAUUUGAUCAUCACCAAGAAGCUCCACGGGUUGCAUACAUGAUACAUGUGAAUUACUUUGAUUAGAUGUAAUUGCACUUUUUUAUUUUAAAGUUU